This is a messenger RNA of Blumeria graminis f. sp. triticale, 2451 nucleotides long. The record is from the annotation of a GenBank genome assembly. NCBI's taxonomy places the organism in Eukaryota, Fungi, Ascomycota, Leotiomycetes, Helotiales, Erysiphaceae.
AUGUCUGGCAGGAGCGGAUACGUUCGAAUCGAGCAAGCCUCAAGGUCAAAGCCCAAGCACACAAAGGAAAAUGAAAUUAAAUUACAGAAAGACACGGGAUCACUAUUUUUCCCACAGUCAACACUUUCGACUCUUCAAAAUAGAGUAAAAUCCCAAAUUGAGAAGGAAAUUCUUUACAAUGAUGAGACAGCUCUUAUAAGUCAAGAUGAGAAAAUUAGAGCUCGGGUGGGAUAUGCUAUCGCACAAACGCCCACAAUCCCUAAAGACUUGCCGUCUCUGGUGGAGAAAUCAUCUUUUCGUGCCAUGAUGGAUGAGAAGAGUUCAAAGUGUAGGAAUGGAAUACGGCGGGUUUUCGGCAUAAAGGGAAGUGAAAAUACGCAACCCGGGUCGAAAAUAUCCGAAACUACCUCUACAGACUCUAACAAUCUUGAUGAAUCAGAUUUGAUCGGAGUCCAGAUCCAAAGCGUAUUGUCUCACUCCAUUUGUCGCUCUAACACCACCACGACUCAACUCAAAAGAUGGCUAGGAAAUAGAAGAUUGGCCGAGCCGUGGGGUAAGCUUGGCAAAGAUCCAGAGUUAUUUGAUCCAAAUGGUGACACUCUUAUCUACUUUUGCGAUGCUCAAAAGGAAUUUCCACGUCCGCCGCCAUCAUUUCGCUUGAACUCACAUAUAAUCGAAGCUUCUGAACUAGUCGUACUUAUCAAGCUAUUACGAGCUAGUUGUACUGAGAAUGUUAUACAUGCCGCACAUGAUUCUAAUGAUCAGUCAUGUAACAAUAUGUCAACUUCAAAAGUCAGUAGCUACGAUGGCCUUGUUUCCUACGAAAUUUUCUUUCCAGCUCCACGUGAACUAUCACAAACGGAAGUUCUACGUCAUCAGGUCACCACUCGCAAUGUUUUUGCAUUACUAUUAAAUGCUUCCCUAGUAGGUGAGACCAUUUAUCAAGCGCUCUAUGAUCUCCGAGAUCGUGUGGAAGAAUAUAUGCCAGCAAAUGGCGAUUCAGCAGGGCUAAUAAUAGAAUGGAUCACGAGAAGAGGUAUUGACGAUCCCCGUCAAAACCCGUCAACUGCAUUGUCUUUCCUAGCCUGGACGGAAGGAGAUGGAGUUCGCUGGGAAGAAGGGUGGAAAGAGGCCUACUGUCACGCGGUUGGUAUGCGUGCCAUUGAUCUUGACAGUAAAUUUGAGUUUCUUCCGGAGUAUGGAUAUCUAUCAUCGAUAACUAAGAAACUGCUAGAUAGAUCGAGUAUGGAGCUUCAAUUACUCGUUCGAGAAUGCGAGUAUCGGCUUAACACUUUUGAUUUUACCGAUAUGUGGAGUGCUUUUGACCAUUGUGGCCCCUCUACCACGACUGGACGCUCUGCAUUUGCUCGACUCCGCAAAUUUUUUGUACAACACUACCAGAAAGUAUUUAGUACAUGGCCUCCGAAUUUUGUGGAUAAGAAAAAUCAAUGGCUGACAAGAAGCUUAUCGAAGCGGCUUAGUCAAGAUUUUGCCGUUCUCUAUGACUAUUUGGUCGAUAGAGCCGUCUCGUGGGACUGUGAGGAGGAACGUGCGGGCCGAAAGUGGAAGAUGAAGUGCUCUACAAACGAGAAAUUCGAUCCAGAUACGCCUGAUUUUCCUAUGACUGAUAUUCUUGUCUCUUUUGAUAGUCGCAUGGGCUAUCCUCAUAUUCCCCAUCCCUAUUGCCUGACUCCACAGCUAAGUAAAGCUAGACUCCUUCAGAGGAGUAGCAAAAGAGCAACGAAGAAGAUGCGACAGCAAGAAGAUUUCAUGAACGAAAAACAAGCAGCAAUGGCAUACCAAAACUCCACCAACAUUUUUAUUCUAGGCUCAAAGUUUGUCACCAAUGAUCUAGUUGAUGCCUAUAUCCAAUUUGAACUCGGAGAUCGACCUGCAGAUGAUGAUCCUUAUAACGCCCGACGAGAACGCUGGGUUUUGAUUUACGGGGUUCUUCAGGUUCUUGCUUCGGUCUCAGUGGACACACCUAACCUACGCUACGAAAAAUAUGUUGAUUAUCAUCUCCGUACUUCUCUGCGCAGGGUACCCCCUUGGCCGGGUGCAAACCAGAAUCAGCUAGAGGCGGAGCAUAGUAAUAGCCACUGCUGGACAGUUCCGGCCCAAUGGCGCACCCUACAACCCAUUGUAGUCGGCCGUCGUCCACAGCUAUCGCCCCAGGCCUCUCUUAGUAGCGGAUUCCGUACCUCAUCCUCUCAAUAUGAUGGUGUGCGACGUGUAUCGGCUUUACCUUAUUCCUCUCAUGAUACAGAAUCUAUAUUAUCGACCCCUAGAGAUGUUAAUUCCAGCUUGUCCAAUCACUAUCCACUUUGCAUAUCACGUGAUAAUUGUAGCCGUGCAAAUGAGGAUUAUUUUUUUGCCGUGAUGAUUGAUAUUUUUACUUUGAGAAUUUUGCCUCAUUGUUUGGCUAUAAAUUUACUUAGAGUUGCCUAUUGA